Chara braunii is the source of this 2566-nucleotide messenger RNA. Lineage: Eukaryota; Viridiplantae; Streptophyta; Charophyceae; Charales; Characeae. The record is from the annotation of a GenBank genome assembly.
GCCAACUUGAGCCAAGCCGACUUUUUCCUCCUCAUCCUCCUCUUCUUCUUCUUCUUCUUCUUCUUCUUCUUCUUCUUCUUCUUCUUUUUGUCAUAUCUCACCGGUGGCCAUGACGGGGGGCGACGAAGAACGAGGCAGUCGGCGAAGAGCAAUGGCAGCGGCAAAGGCUAAAGGACCUGCAGUGCCUGUUGUUGACAAGCCUGAAUCGAGUACGCGAAAGACGACAUCUGCAUUGGCUACUUCAGUUGGCGGGGGAAAGGAGCCCACCCCUGGAACCGACGCAAGCUUGUUCCAGGGGAAGAGUGAGGCGGAUCAUGUUGCGCUGCGAAAGAAAAACAAGGAAGGUUUGGAAGAUCCGCAAACAGACAAGCCCCAGCCACCGCCUGUUGCAGGGCGGGCAGUUGCCGGCAUUGCAAACAUGCUCGCCGAUGCACUUGAUGAGGCUGUCGACGCUGGAGGUGCAGCGGAGGGCGGAGGCGGUGAGGAAGGGCAAGGGUCAACAGCACGAACGAUUAGCUUGAGACAGACCACUAUGCGACGUUGGGUGGACAAUGUGGCGCAGAAAAAGCUGGACAUUGCGUGGGCGGAGGCCACGUUCAGGGCUGGCAUUGCUUUCAAUUUCUUGAACAUGGACAGGACUCAGACGUUGCAUGCCGUUUCCCUGGAGGUAGCGAACGCGAGGCCGAAGGUGAAGCUACCAUCAUACAACUACAUGAGGACGAUCAUGCUGGACAUCAUCUACUUGAAGAUCCAAAAGGAGGUGAACCCGAUGACGAGGUGUUGGGACUCGACUGGAUGCACGUUCAUCACUGACGGGUCAAUUGAGCGCAAGAGUCGGCCAGUGAUGAACUUCUUGGCGGCGGGGGAACAAGGGGUGGUGCUCGUGACGACGGUGACAAUGAGUGGCAGGAAGAAGAAUGCAGUGGCGUUGGCGAAGUUGUGGGAGCAGGUAACGAGGGAGAUUGGACUGCAACGCAUCAACGCGAUCUGCACCGACAACGCCGAAGUUAACAAGAAGGCGGCGCAGAUCCUAGAACGACGCAAGGACAAGGACGUGGCGAGAAUUUUGUGGGUUCCUUGCGGGGCACACUGCUGCAGUCUCCUUCUCAAGGAUUUGGCCAACCUGUUGUGGAUCAAGGGCACAGUGAUAACCGCGAACACAAUCAUCAAGUUCAUCCGGAAUCAUCACGCCACACACGACUUGAUGAUGACCGUCGAUGACUCGUUGUCCUUACUUCACAGAGAGGAUGUUAUUGUCACGAUGGUGGAUGGGAGGGCGGCGUCAAAGUGGAGAGCAUUGAGAUGGUUAGGGAAGAAGUUGCGCAGGAGAGCCGACCUCGUGUACUACACAGUGAGGUCAGAGGCAUGGUGGCCGCAGGUGAGGAAGAUUGUGGACAUCAUGCACCCGAUCUUCCAGUUGCUGAAGAGAAUGGACGCAGAAGGCACGCCUCCCACCAAUCUUGUUGAGUACGAUGAUAUGAUUCGGCGGAAAUUGACGAACGUGGUGCUGAUGCAGAAGGAGCGGGAGGAUGUCAUGGAAAAGAUUGGGGGUGAGUGGAACAGCGAGGAACAUUCUGACUUGUGGGCGGAGUUGAUGGAGUUCCAAAAAGAGUCCGCGAGGGUUGCGACGGAGCAAGUGUGCACGGAGCCCGGGAAAGCUAUGAAGAAGCGCAAGGAUGAGCAAAUGUGGAAACAACCGGUGGUGGACAUGGAUGUCCCAACACUUCAGGCAAUUGCAAUCAAGGUCAUGGGGAUGUGGAGCACUGCAACCCCCGCUGAGCACAACUGGGCCUCUAUGGACUUUGUCCACACGAAGAGACGAAACAGUUUGUCCCCAACAUCCCUCGAGAAGCUCGUGUACAUACACUGGAACAUGCAGUUGCUGCGAGCUCGACACCACAAGGACAGCGGGUUCGUUGAUGUCUGGGGUUCAUUCUUCGAGCCAAUCAUGGAGCCAAAACAGAAUGACGGGUUGACGCUGGCGACCGACACUCAGGAUGCUGCUGAAAAAGAGGAUGAGGAAACGAGGCAAAGAAACAUGGCGAAGGCUCCAAAAAACAGGAUCCCCCAAAACCUUCUCGAUUCCGACACUAGUGACAGCAGCGACCUCGAGGAUACGGUGUGGAAGGGGAAGUGCUGGAAUGAGUCAUCAUCGGAGGACUGUGGCGAGGACGAGGACUCCGAUUUCGAGCUCAGUGUGGUGCCUGCAGUCCCAGCGACCACGUAUGUCGGCAGGCGAACCAGGCCACAGGACGGGGAGCUCGAGCUUGAGCCUAAGCCGGUCGUCGAGAGAGUGGACACGGACGUAGAGUUUUUGUUGCACCGCUACGAUGACCCGGACGAGGAACCUGUGCGAAGGAGAUGGCGGACACGGAUUGUGAACUUGUGGAGAGGCGGAUCGCUGAGGAGGAGGCCCGUCGUGCAGCGAUCCCUACACGCAGGGAGAGCGAGAGGAAUGCCGCACAACAGGAAAAGCGCGGGGGCGGGGCCCUGAAGGAAAUGGACGGGAAUGUCCAGCCUGCCGUGGAGAAGGGCGAGCAGCAGCAAGGGGAGCCUGCACACGCAG